GCCAUGAAAAUAUAUUUAGAGUAAUUUGACCUUCAUUCGUGAAGACAAGAAACAACCUUUUGACGUUGAAGCGAAAUAGAAAGUGCAUCUCUGGCGUCACCUGGCGUCACACUAGCAACGGUAUCAGUGUGCGUGUGUUUGUUGGGUUCGUUCGCAUGGUUCGUCCGGUUCGUCUGCAUGGUAGUUGUGCGAAGAGCAUGGCAUGGCUGUUGUUACCAACGCUGAUGGAUCAUCGAUGGCAGAAAACGAGCAGCGCGCAAGGGUGGGGCCCUACGGCUUCGAGUGGCCGGAGGACUUCGACCACGAGGGUCACGAGGCAUUCUGGCGGGGCUACCGGGCAGUGCUGGCGCGGCGCCUUCGCAAGUGGGAUCAGCUGCUGUCGAAUUCCCGGCCCACGGCAUAUCCCAACCUCCGGCACAGCAGUGCCAAGUUGAAGCGGUACGUGAGAAAAGGUGUUCCCCGAGAGCACAGAAAACAGGUGUGGAUGGUCCUUUCUGGAGCAGCCGCAAUGCAGAGUGAGCAGCGAGGCCUGUACCAGGCACUGCUGCAGCAGAGCCUGCGACCUGACCUUGUUGAGACAAUCCAGAUAGAUGUGCCACGAACAUUUCCUGACAAUGUGUAUUUUCACGGAGGUGGACAGCAACAGAAGUCACUAUUCAACAUCCUGGUGGCGUACGCACAUUUCAACCAGGGUGUCGGCUACUGCCAGGGUCUGAACUUCAUAGCUGGCCUGCUGCUGCUGGCAACAGAGGACGAGGAGGCCACCUUCUGGCUCCUGCGUGCCCUGCUCGAGCGACUGCUGCCCGACUACUAUGGCCGGCACAUGACGGGUCUGCUCACAGACAUCGAGGUGCUUGCCGAACUGGUCAGGCAACGGAUGCCACAAGUGCACGCACAUCUGGCGAAGCACGAGGUGUCCUGGGCAAUUGUGACCACCAAGUGGUUUGUCUGCCUGUUUGCUGAAGUGCUGCCAAUUGAGACUGUUCUGCGAGUGUGGGACAGCCUCUUUCUGGAAGGGUCCAAGGUGCUUUUCCGGGUGGCCAUCACGUUGGUUGCCCAAGGCCAGGAGCAGAUCCUGGCUGCGCGCGGUCUGGGCGAAAUAAUGGCAGCCUUCAAAGAGGCUGCCUCGGGACCUCAAGUCACCAACUGCCAUGCUUUCCUUAAGGCUGCCUUCAAAGAGCCCAAGUCACUGAAGCGGGCGCACAUUGAGCAGCUGCGCGCCUCCUGUCGGGAGAGGGUCGUGGCAGCUGCACGAAGAUGACCCCCUCGCUGUUGGCUACACAGAGGACCGUUCAGAAUACACACGGCGAGAUCAGGACAUGCAUAGCCAAUUCCGAAUUGUCAAGUUCCAGAUUGUAACCCUGUCCAACUGCUCCGAGUUCGGGAAUGUGGCCCACCUUGGAUCCGGUCAAAGGGGUGACACCUGUGUAGUGCAGCUCGCCUGCUGGGAAUUUGUAGUGCGUGACCAUCUCCUGCUGAAACAGCUACGUGAGCCGAGAUGAGUAGAACAUGGCGACUGACUGCUAUCGGGAAACAAGUGCCCACUUAUGCUGCACUGCCGGUAGCCGUACAGUGCGAUGUUCAAUUCCAAGUGUUAUGAAAGUCUUUCGGACAUGCUUGCUGCACUAGUUGGAAAGUGCUUUGGUAUUGGCAGUGGCAGGCUGAUGUGAGCUUAGCUGCCAGUUUGGUUUUAUUCUCUGUGUGUCGAGUUUGAACCAGACCGCUUGACAUCAAGAUGCACUGUCGCCAUGUGUUGCAUUGCGCAGAGCAUGCAGCUGGAACUGCUCAUGAAAUGAGCAGUGCACUGAGCAGGGUGCAUCACCUCUGCACUCAACUGGUGACCUCCUGGCAGCGACACUGUGGUGGCGUUCUGCUUUGAUCAGUCACUUACUUGGUUCAGACCACUUGCUCAUCUUCUGUGUCAGUCAGCCAGCGCUCGUGUGACUGUUGUGUGGCACGGUUGUAUGCUACGCUGUUGCGCUCGCCUGAAGUGCAUGGAUUCAUUGUUGGAAGCAGAAGAUUUGGUCACUGCCAAACCAAAGGAGGUGUGCAAGGUGCAGGAAUCGGUGCAACACCUUUGAUUGGCGCAUCUCGCAGCCUGCAGCCAGGUGAAUUAUGUAGCAGACAGGGACAUAGCAAUUGCUAGCAAAUUGUCAGUAUGUUUACCUUCUCGUAUUUGUUUUCAUGCUCGCAUCAGACCCCCUGCGAUAUGAACUGCCUGCGCGCUUGAUGGCCUUGACUCAGUUGCUGCUGCCUAGCUGCAUCGUCUGCCCAGCUGGUAAACACAACCAUGCACACACGUGACCACAAGGUCCAGUUGUCUUGUGAUUCAGAGGGCUAGCUGCUGUUAAUGUGUGAUCGGAAAAUUUGCCCUCACCUAAGCAAAAAAAAAAGAAAAAAAAAAUGUGAGGAGCUACUGUGGUUUCGCUUGCUGGUUCUUGAAACAAGCUGCGGGAAAUGCUUUCCUUACGGCACUGAACUUUGCCUGUUGUUGGUGUGAAAAGAUUGUUCGUGUGCAGUGAUGCUCACAGCCUGUUCCUUUUUAUAGAAGCGCCAUGGCACAUGCUACCAGUGUUGCCAGCAAAGGCUGCGGACAAAUGAAGACAACUCGUUCUCCAUAGCAACAGAGGGUGCUCACAGGCAUGGUGCACUCAGGGUUAGCAGCCCCAGUUUAUGCCCAGUCAGUCACUUUUCUCCAGUGCUUUCCUGAAAUACUAUUCAGACGUGCUAAACCUUUGAUGUCUAGGUGCAGUGUGCAUGCAGAUGAGAAAAAAAAAUGGCAUUGCACAUGGGAUUAGGACUGCCAGUUCCUUUUCUCUCUCUCUCUCUCACCCCCCCCCUCCACCACUGCGGUCUUUUCUUGCUUUCUGAGCUGCCUGCCAUGAUCUUGAUCCCUUUUUAUGGUGUAGGGCAGCUUGCAGACCUGUGCAAAGGUGGUGGCUGCUACGCUUACUAAAUUGACAUCUCCAUAGAGACCUUUGGCCAGAGACCAGCUAGCGAGACCCUACAGUGUCAUGUUUCUUUGUGCUAAAUACCGCUUUUAAACUUACUGUUGGGUCUUAAUUUGACUGUUUCUAAGUUGCUGUGUAACAGUUGACUGUACAUUUUUAUUAUAGCUGCUUCUGUCAAAAUGGCAAAAAUUAAUUCUGUCAAAUGACAAAAUUUAUUUUUUCUAGCACAGCCGUGCAACCUGAAAUUGUAUAAAAGCAUAGUGCUGGUCAAGCAGGUGUACAUGGGUAGUGCACUUGAUUUCGGCCUUUAUGCCUAGGCUGAGAAGAAAAAAGAAAUUUAGUGGCAACUCUGCUCCUUAAACUUUUGCACUGGACUUUACCUCCGGCUUCCAGCCAAAACCCUUGCCUUAACCUUACCGUCCCCUUCAUACAUGCUUCAAUUCUAUGAAGAGCCAUCAACACGAGUUGAAAAGGUCACACCACUAUCAACACUUUUAUCAGUUCUUCAUAUCACUCGUAUUAAAAGAGUAGGUGUACAUUCUGAAGCCCACUGCUGCCAUUUUGAAUUCCUUACCUUUACUAAUGUGUUGGGAAGCAUAGGACACUAGGUGUUUUAGUGACCAUUGUCACCUCGUAUUGCCAUCUCUCUCCAGAUAGUGCUGUUGUUGCACCAAAAGAAGACAAACUGUGGUAAGGAAAAGAAAAAUAUUUGUGGCAUGUCUAAGCCCUGCCUGCUGAACUUGUGACACAUCACGGUUGUGUUGGUUCAUGACAUGCCUGCAUUCCAUGGUGCUUGACCGUUAUGAAAAAACCCAUCAGCUGCCAUUCGAUCACUUGACGUUUCUACAAUCAAUAACCAAGGGUACCAAAGAAGUUGGGAAAGUAAUCUUGGUUCGAGGUAGCUGCUCAUUCAUAUCAGAAGACAGAGGAAUGGAAAAGCAAAAUGGUGAUGACAAAAGCAUGAGACCCCCUGCGACAUGAACUGUCCUCUGCAUUUGAUGGCCAGUCAGUUCUCUCUCUCUUGUUCUAUGUGUGAGCUACUACAUACUGGCCAACUUUGAUGGAUGGAUGGAUAACUUUAUUGAGGUUUCUUGGUGCACGCUAAUUGCGUGCAGCAGGCCGCUCCCAUGUCGGGACUGAGAGUCCAUGCCCCUCCACCGAGUCGCGGGCCUGAUGGACAGCCCAGAGCUGUGGUUCAUAUCUUUACAAAAGUGAAACGCAUGGAACUCCUAUGGUUUUAUCAUAAAAUGCCAGAUUUUAGAGCUUACUAUCGAUGUGGUGACAUAGGAAAGUGGUGACACCAGCAACUUUAAGGCUUUUCACUUGCACCUAGUUUAAAGCAAAGUUUAUUUAAGAAGAUUACAAAUACAGUCGCUGAGCAAUUUUUUGUAGCCCAAUUUUUUGGACCUAUUAAUUAGGUGUAGUAUGAACAUAGCCUCCUGUGUAUGCUGUGCCUGUGGGAUCAUCGGCAAACCAAUGAGAUGUGGCUGUCGUUGGAAAUGUGGCUCUGGCCUCGCUUAUGUAUAUUUCUCGAAUGCACUUUUUGCAUGUUUGGUGUUUGCUGCUAACAAAAAAGAUGCAUGGGUAUCGGCAGAAGUGUGCUAACGAUUAGCGAAAUAUAAAUAUUCUGCUUAUAGUUGCUUUUCAAAACAAAAGCAUUUGCUACAGCUGCACACGAGCAUUGUUGUUUCCAGAGCACUGACAAACGUUUGCACUCUGCUGCCAAUGGCGCAUAAGGUGCGUGAUAGGGCGCUGGCAAGGCUGGUCGUUACAAUGGCCACAAAUGGAAUGACUCUCCCCCUGCGUAAGUGGCGCCUCCGUAAACAGCAGUUUUGUAAGGAUCUGCAUGCACUGAGUGUAUGUGAGGUGGCUAUGAUAUGGACCCAGCAGUGGCACCAACUUGUAGAGCCAAUGUAUAACAGCAGUUGAAAUUUCGGCGGCCAUUGUGUGAAUAUUUCAUCGGUUCAUUUCAUGAGCAUUUGUGGCUCAGAUAUUUCUUACUGCAACUAUGGAGCAAAGCACCUGUUGACAGUAUCCCUAUUAAACAAAGCAUGCAAAGCUUAUAACGCAGUCAACAUCUUGAGUAAUCGGACACUUUUUUUUUUCACCAAAUUUUGGUAUCUUUUGCCUACGACUAGUAUUAAAGUUCUAAGGUUGUCAGGUCUGCUAUUAACCGAACAACUUAUUUGUGGGAAGUAUGUGCUUUUAAACACGCGUGAUAGUCGGGAAAGCAAUAAAAUAAAGAGAACAAGAACAACAAAAGUAAAGGAUAGCUGCCAGACAACACACUGCACAUCAUAUCCACAUUCGUAUGGAAAAAAAUAAAAAAAACUUUUCAUCUUACAAUAAACACAUAGUGAACGAAUGACAGUGCGAAUUGACAAGGACAAGACAAGUAGGGGACGCACAUGCGGUGUCAUAGUCGUGCAUAGGCGCCGAUUGAUUUUUCAGAUGCCUCGUUUUUUUUCUUUGACCAGCUUAAUUAUUUACUGUAGCACCGCUAUCUCGGUCCAUACAAGAAAUGUGCAAUGGCAAACGAAAUAUAGGACUGCCGUAUAAUACCCUGCUUGAUUUUUUUUUGGACAAGAAGCACCCGCAUGUUGAAAAAAUGGCAGCUGUGAACAAUGAACUGCUAUUACUAUGUUUGUACAAGUGGCUCAUCUGUGAUCAGGCUUGGGAUCCUACGUGUGGGCUGGGCUAAUAAGCAUAAAAGCGACAUUCAGGUCACCGGACGAUCAGCAGGCAACUACGGUGUGUGCACCUGCCAAGUUCGUCAGUGCUCUUACUGGACUGAAUGGGUUAAGCUUGCACAUAAGCUGAAAACUCUGAACAGAACUUAUACAGUCAAGAUCGCGUCAUCUGCACUUUGUGGCGACGUUACGAUGGUUGAAGCAGAUUGAGCCACAUGAUGAGAGACGAGAUGUGAAGCCCCUUUCUUGACUUGACCUCCACAUUGAAAUUUUUUCAUGGAUCGACGACACUGAGCAACUGUGCAAAUGAAUGUACUGUAGUGCUUUCAUUGUAAAAACUAACAAAAUAUCUUUUUUCUUGAAAUUAGUUUUAAUUGGACCACCCAACUAUUGGAACAUUUUUAUAGCCUCUUCAUGUCUGAAAAAUUUACCGCCAACUGUAUGUAGGUAGGUACACCCAUCCUGCCACUUUGUGUUUCUGACCUCAUCAUGCUGCGCCAACUCUGUAUCUUUCGGCUUUAGUAUGUGGCAAAAGUCGUGGGGGAGAGGGGGAGGGGGGUGCUUCGUUCAUCUCAAUAUGUAAAUGCAUUCAUUCAUGGACACAAACAUGUUUUACCAAAGGGGGGUGGGGGGGACGCUUAGAGACUUGAGUGAAUGUUCCAUUUCAAAUCAAAGUAUUUAAUUUGAGAAUUCAGUGCUUGAGUUAUUUGAGUAUUCAGUUGUGUGUGCCAUAUGUACAAGUUUACUAACGGCUGUUGGAGUGUGCUUGUUUCUAUGAAGGUACACACUUGCGGCAAUAAUCCACUGGUCACCUUGAGUGCCUACCUUCCAAGGGGUCCUGCUGCGCCUUUUCACAAAUUAAUGAAAUGAGUGUAGUGUUGCAACACCUCCAUUGAGAACUAUUUGGAUGUAUAGUGUAGAAGGGGAGUCAUUGCCAGUCAAGGAUCACCAUUCAAAUCCUCUGCAGUGAUUGUGCUUCUUCUUCCACAACUUGCAUGCCAAAGGUAUAAUUGAGCAGGGCAGUGUUCAAAAUAUUUGUGCACUGUACGUGAUUUCUGCUGUGGUGAUUUUUUGUGUUUUUUAUGUGUUACGUGAUGGCCAUUACAGGCUUUGGUGCAUAUAACUCGCUAAACCUAGACAUUCUCGAUCGAGUUCCAUUUGAGUUUUGACAUACUGCAUAUGCUGCCAAAUGGAACAGUAAUGCAGUUACUCUAGUGACUUUAGCUGCACAGAUGGUGGCAGCUUAUUAGGCUAUAACCAUGCUUUGCUAGAACUUGGCUUCUUGAACCACUUGAUGCUGCAGAAUUUUCAUGUCACUGUUGGCACCUUUGCAGCCAAUGACCACACAGCGGUGGUGCAACCUUACAUUUGUCUUCAGUACCACGAUUAUUGAAGCACAUUCCAUUGCAUUUGUAAAUGACAGUAAUGCAUCAUUUAGAUAAUUCCGGAUACUCAUGGAGAACUUACAGGCAAAAAACUCAACUCAACAUAGUAUGUAAAUGCAAUGUGCAAGAUAGGUUAAUGAAACUUGAGCAAUGGUGCAAUUUUGUAUUAUGAAGGGAGGCAACAUAACUUUAGCAUGUGACUCUUUUGGAUGUGAUGACCAUUUGAAAUUUCUAACAAGUUAAUGUUAAAACUGUGUUCUUGAUUCUGCCAAUUUAAUGAUAUCUCAUUACGUACUCGGCAGUUUGGCUAGCAGUCCGAAAAUUCCUUCUUGGCAUCAUCAUGCCAACCAAAUAAAUGCUGGUUAGGCGUUAGAAAAGCGUAAAGCUAAAGCAGGAAUAAUCUUUACAGCAAUAUUGUACUUUCCGUGCUGCGUGCAAAAAGUUUAUUCGUCUCAGCAUUUGCGUUGUAUCUGGUAUGGUUUAUUUACCUUGCUCAAAAGGCACUGCAGGACCCCUGUAAAAGGCAACUUUAGCCAGAAGCAUGUUAUUCCAUCAGUAUUUUGUUAUGGAUAAAUGAUCUUCUGUAGCAUAGGUGAGUAGGUAUGUGGGUAAGUGGGUGGGGGAUAGUGGAAGGGGAAUGCGUUAUUGCUGUAUUGAAUACCCACCUCCUGAGUGGAGUUUAGUUUUUUUUUUUUAGGUAGCCUACAACAAUCUAACCAACUACGUCUAUUUCAUGCUACCUUUAGACUCGUUCCUUGACUGAUGAAAAGGUCUAUUUCUCUUCAUAUUGCCUACCAUGUACCCAUUUCUAAUGUUAUGUAUGGUGGUGUGGUUCAAAAUCGGUUCCUUUUCUGAACGUAUAAUUCGAUGAGUAAGUUUCUAUGUUACCUUUGUACAGUGACCUGCACAUAAUUAAUGGAGACGAAUGAGAACAGUAGUAGAAACAUAACAUAACAAAUAGAUAAGAUUUUUCAUUUUUGCUUGUUUACUUGCUUCCAAAUUUCAUUCCAUGAUCAGUUCUUUUUUUUUUCGUCUCAAAAUAUAAUAAUUGGUAUUGGCAUUCUUGCUUUCUUGCAUCAUCUUCUUGCAUGCUUUCUGGCAUCACCUGUGUACCUUGCCACUGAAGAAGCAAGUUCUUGCAUACAGAUAGACUGGCGUUGCCAAUAGCUUGCAAAUAAUGGAGGCAUAACACCGACACUGUAUGCACAUUAUUUCUUGUAAGCCGUUAGCAAGUCUAAUCUGCCCAUUGCAGAAGUGUGCCGUUUUAUUAAGGAGGCAUCCACAUGAUGGCAGUUCCUAAUUUUAUUUGAACUAACCGGGUAGGAGCUGAUAUCAAGUUUCAUUUUAAGGUUUGGACUAAAGAAGGCCAUCAUGGUUGAAGAUGUGAAGCUAAAAUAGCAGCUGUAAGCACAGGAAUUCAUUUUACGAGUUUCUGUUAAUAUGCACCAUAUGUAUCCAGGCGCACAUUCUACAAUUUCUUUCAUGCAUCUAGUCAUGUGAUGUUCCUUUUGUUUCUGCUAUUUUCAUUGUCACGAUCACAUGAACUGCGAUGACCUUUCGCUUUCCGCUCGUUUGCUAGCUGCCCACUGGGACAGAUUUACAAAGAGCAUCCUGUGCAUUCAGGGACAGAGUUCAAAUUUUUAUGCUUUCUCUCUCUCGGCCAUUCUUUGUAGAAAAACUAUUCAUAAUCAACUUGAUAUUCAAAGCCCUCAUCUGCCAUGCAUCAUUUAAUUUGAUGAAAACUUUACCCUAACUGAACACCUCUGUUUGUGAGUCUUAGCAAUCAAAGGAUUGAGUGAAGUCAACUGGCAGGCUUUUUUGUUAUAUCUGCUAUCUUGCCUAUCUAAAUGUCACAAAACUAUGUGACAAACUAAGCGUAUGGCAUGAGGUGAUUAUACGGCAAUCGCAUUCAAAUUUGUUACGCUUAUGCCCUUCUUUGUUUCUUGUAUGCACGUCCCAUGUUUCUUACAGCUGUUUGAAAUGUUACCUGCACAGUUUCGCAUUACACAGAGAACUGGAAAAGGCGCGGUUCAUGCUUCACGCCAAGGGUUGAGAUAAAGGCACUGCUGUUGGAUGGGGCAUGAUGGCUUCUAGCGACUCUUUUGUCAGUGCAGAAACAGACAGAACACAGGAGAGACAUACACUAGACAAAUGCUGGCAUGCAGCUAAUGCAAGCGCUGUUGACCAAGUGCAUGUAUACCUCUCAGCUGUCCUGCUGGUUAUGCGAGUGAUGAUCAGGCCAUGUCUUUCUUCUCUUGUAGGUAGGCUGCAGUCGUAACUCUGUCAGAUGGGCAAGUUUAGUAUCACUUUGAGCGAACGAACUUUGCUGCUAGAGUAAUUUGCAGGCUGUCAUUCGGAAAGGUUUACUAGCGACACUCGGAGUGCAUUCGUCAAACUUGCUUCGCUGCAUCGAAGUGUGUAGCCUCAAUAGCAGUGCUCCAAAAUCAAAUAUAACAAUACUCGCUGCAUGGUUGGCACUAAAUCUGAAAUCAGUUCUUUUGCGAUUUCAAAUGUUCCAAGCAUCCCCACUUUAUGAAAACGGCGUUUUUCCUCUGCCAACGAGAGCAAUCUCAUUUUUUCAUUAUUGAUUGUGUUAAUGUUAUUUUGCAAAUAUUGCCUAGAAUAAUAAAUACAUAAUGUGCAGGCUAAUUUGUGGAUCAGCACUUACAAGAAAUUCAUUUGUCAUUUUCCCUUCUAGCAGUGUGCCAGCCAUAGUGACACUCACUGAGGCAAAGUGCACUCAAAGUGCCACUAAGUUUGCCCAUCUGACUGGGUUAUUGCAUGACAAAGGGAAACUCGCUAUGGAUGAAAGGAUAAGAUUAUGGAUUGUGUGCCUUUGAAGUUCUCAUGUCUAGGCUUUCAGCCAGAAGUCUCUAACCAGGCUUGGUUCACAUUGUCCUAGUAAUAUCUUUUGAAAGAAUGGAUGAAACUUUUAAUGUUGCAUGCAGUCAUCAUCGGACUUUUGAAUUUGAUGUCACAGCAUAGGUAGCAGUCAUAUAUCGCAGUGGACUCAUAGUAUGGUGCAUCAAAUUCAUAUACGAAGGCUGCCAUGGACAGUGUUAUCCCUAUUACCAUAUAUGCCUGCAUUUUUUUUUUUCUUAUCUGUCUGGUUGAAGGAGUGUAGUUUGGUGUGUACAGGACUGAAAUGUUGUGAACAGAUGCCAGCAGUGGUCUGAAAAUGUAACACUGUGGUCUUAUGAGGUGCUUGCCACUUAGUUUACAUUGUCGUCUUAAACAUUAUUUGCCUUUUCACAGCCUAGACAACAAGUUUAACUGAAGGAGCUCAAAAUGGAGGCAUUGACAUAUAUUGCUUUUUAUUGCCAUUCAAUGUGACCGUCAGUGAAAGGUAGCCCAAUUUUUUAGAAUGAGUGCAAAAGCUGUGGAUAAACUUUGGAUGAACCUUUUGCAAUGUUGGUCUGCUCAUUUAUGAUAUACUGGCAAUGAUCCAGUCUUUUCUAGGUAUAAAAUGCACAGCCUUAUUCAUGCAGAAGCAUUUGACUAAGAUGGGGUUCGUGUCACCCACUCACUCUGUAUGUGCACCUUUACUCUUCUACAAGAUGAGGUGUUCGGACAAUUAUGAUGCACAACUUCUCAUAACGAUGGAGUGAGCCAUCACAUCAAAGAUGGCAGCAUUCAAAUCACUCAGUAUAUGCACAUGUGUUAUCAUAACUGUGGUGCCUUCAACAGGUGCGACACUAAUUAGCAAGAAAAUUUAUUUCCCUACCAGUAUCUGUCGUCGGAUUUUAAGCAUAUGUGGAAAGAGUUCUUGCAGCUAUCAGAGCAAGUACUUUUGUGAACUUUUGGAACUAACAUCGUCUACUGCCACAUCAAGCACCAAACAAGUGUGGUGCUUGAUGUGGCAGAAUGUUGUUUUCGCAUGAGAGUUGGUUCAUCUCUCUGUACACCAAACUUGCUCUGAAUGAGAAGUAUGUAAAGGGUCUUUGCAAUAUUUCUUAGUCGAGGGAACCUGUUGUAAUGACAUUGUGAUAUGCUGUACAGGUGUCCCAACUGCGUGCUUUACCAGUAAAUGGGGCACCGUGGUGCCAUAUGGCAAAUUCAUGCCUGUCUAAAACACUUUAGUUGUGAAGGUCAUUAUUGGCAUGAGAAAUAACACAAAGAUGUUCUGUGAUCUAGUUUGUAUUUUGCAAGCCACUGCGAAUGUAAAUAAAGAUAAUUGACAUUGGA
Molecule: messenger RNA, 11211 nt
Organism: Dermacentor albipictus
Lineage: Eukaryota; Metazoa; Arthropoda; Arachnida; Ixodida; Ixodidae
Product: growth hormone-regulated TBC protein 1-like
Source: RefSeq, a predicted model, not a curated record